Molecule: messenger RNA, 1703 nt
Organism: Capsicum annuum
Lineage: Eukaryota; Viridiplantae; Streptophyta; Magnoliopsida; Solanales; Solanaceae
Product: conserved oligomeric Golgi complex subunit 4
Source: RefSeq, a predicted model, not a curated record
UCAAUUAACUGAAAUUUCACUCAACUAAUUCAAAGCUUCACCAAAUGGACCCAAAAUAACACCCACAAUAAACUGAACGACCCGAAACCGGCGAUUACCGUCGGAAUCGAGAGAUUCAUCAAACUUCGCUGGGAAAAAAUGGCACUGAGAGUAGAAUCCGACGAAUCGACAAACAUAGAUUCAUAUUCCUCGAAAUUCGGGACACCGGAAUCAUUAGAAGAAGUGCGAAAUCUCACUGACGUCGGAGCUAUGACUAGGCUUCUCCAUGAAUGCAUUGCUUAUCAACGGGGACUAGAUCUAGAACUCGAUACAAUACUUUUGCAUCGUACUGACCUCGAUAAACAGUUGUCAAGCUUGCAAAAAUCUGCACAAGUACUCGAUAUUGUUAAAGCAGAUGCCGAGCAUUUGUGUGCCAAUGUGAGUUCUACGUCAUUGCUUGCUGAUCAAGUAAGCGCGAAAGUGCGUCAGCUAGAUCUAGCGCAAUCGCGUGUUAAUGAUACGUUGCUGCGUAUUGAUGCGAUUGUUGAUCGGUCUCAUUGCCUUGACGGUGUGCGGAAGGCGCUUGAUUCGGAGGAUUAUGAAUCUGCUGCGGUUUUUGUACAGACAUUUCUUCAGCUUGAUGCGAAGUAUAAGGAUUCAGCUGCUUCGGAUCAGAGAGAGCAGUUGCUCGCUUCGAAGAAGCAGCUUGAAGGAAUUGUGAGGAGGAAAUUAGGGGAAGCAGUUGAUAAGCGUGAUCAUUCAAAGGUUUUGAGGUUUAUAAGGCUGUAUCCGCCAUUGGCAUUGGAGGAAGAGGGAUUGCAAGUUUACGUGGCGUAUUUGAAGAAGGUUAUUGCUAUGAGAUCGCGUAUUGAGUAUGAACAAUUGGUGGAAAUGAUGAGUGAUCACCGGGGAAAUGGUCAGAAUGAGGUUAAUUUUGUGUCAUGUUUGACGAAUCUGUUUAAAGAUAUUGUUUUGGCUAUUGAGGAGAAUGAUGAAACUUUAAGGAGCUUGUGUGGGGAGGAUGGUAUUGUUUAUGCAAUAUGUGAACUUCAAGAAGAGUGUGAUUCUCGCGGUUCGACUAUUAUAAAGAAGUAUAUGGAGUAUAGGAAACUAGCGAAAGUGACUUCGGAGAUUAAUUCUUACAAGAGUGAUUUGCUAUCUGUUGGAGUUGAAGGACCGGACCCUAGAGAGAUCGAAGUGUAUUUGGAGGAGAUAUUGUCUUUGACGCAAUUGGGUGAGGAUUAUACGGGGUAUAUGAUAUCAAAGAUUAGGGGCUUGAGUUCUGUUGAUCCUGAGUUAGGUCCUCGUGCCACGAAAGCUUUUAGGAGUGGUAAUUUCAGUAAAGUUGUGCAGGAUAUUACUGGUUAUUAUGUGAUCUUGGAAGGAUACUUUAUGGUUGAGAAUGUGAGGAAAGCGAUAAAAAUUGAUGAACUCGUGUUUGAUAGUCUCACAACUUCCAUGGUGGACGAUGUCUUCUAUGUUCUGCAGAGCUGUUGUCGAAGGUCCAUAUCCACUUCAAAUAUCAACUCUGUGAUUGCAGUUUUAAGCAGUGCUGUAAGUCUAUUGGGUGGUGAGUACAACGAGGCUUUGCAGCAGAAGAUCAGAGAGCCUAAUCUUGGAGCAAAGCUGUUCACCGGUGGUGUUGCUGUUCAAAAGACGGGUACGGAGAUUGCCACGGCUUUGAAUAAUAUGGAUGUGAGUGGUGAGUAUGCAUUGAAAUUACG